CACUGCCAAGGAGGACUUAGGGGCGAGAAGAGUGUGUUUCUUUUCUUCUCUGGUGUGUUUUCUUUCUCUUCCGCCUGGCUUCCCUCAUGAGCUGUUAAUACCAGCCCCGGUCCCGAGGAUGAGGAGGAUCUAUUUGUGAGGAAGGCGCGACAAAGGAAGAGAGAACAAGGAGCAACAGGGUGGUAAAUUCUGCGAGCAGGAGUGAGCGAGAAGAUCUUUUCUUUUUCUUCAGGCUCGAGAAAGGACUCCUGACUCCCAGAAGCAGCAGCCAUGUGAGAGGAGCUGUCAACAAGCAGAGGAUGCCCACAUCCAGCUAAAGCCGUGCAGCGCCCCCCCUCCCUCCUCCCUCCCUCCUGCGCCCUCCCUUCUUCCCACAUGAGGACGAGAAGAUGACUAUCACCAGCCGGCAGUCCUUCAAUGUCCUGACGGUCAUUUUCCUCCUGCUGUCCACUGCAGCACUCUCAGCUCAUUACCGGGUGUGUGAACCCUACUCUGACCACAAGGGGCGUUACCACUUUGGCUUUCACUGCCCACGCCUCUCAGACAACAAGACCUACAUGUUCUGCUGCCACCACAACAAUACCGCCUUCAAGUACUGCUGCAACGAGACUGAGUUCCAGAUGGUCAUGCAGAUCAACCUCACCACCACCUCAGAUGGAUAUGCACACAAUAAUUAUACAGCCCUGGUUGGCGUGUGGAUCUACGGCUUCUUUGUCAUGGUGCUGCUGGCGCUGGACUUUCUCUACUAUUCAGCCAUAAACUACGAGCUGUGUCGAGUCUACCUGGAGAAAUGGGGUCUGGGAGGACGCUGGCUGAAGAAGGCUCGGAGUCAGUGGCACAGGUCCAUGCCAGAGGAAAGUGAAGUCCAAGCUCAAGCUCAGCCCAUGGUCCCUAGCCACUACCAGCCCCGGCACAGCCUCCGAGGGGAGAGUCACAGCCCUACACUCCUGCCCUACAACACAUCCACUGCAUGAAUGAUGCAGCAAGUGGACAAACCGAAGAGUAGCAACACCUUGUUCCCUUACGUGGUACAGAGGAGAUGCCCGACAGAUGCCCCUCUCUGGACCACAGAUACAAAGACUACUGGUGGGCUAGCCAUACUGUAGUAGUUAGAAGUUACUACUGCCCCUUUCUAAUGAGCACAAAACACCCGUGGACUGACAGAAGCAGGCUGAUAUGGCAUUUAGAAACACAGCUGAACAAAGUUUGAAGGGAAAGACAGAGAACAGUACUGCUGCUGCCAUGGCAUAGGAGUGGCAGACACAUUCAGCUGCUUAGAGGUGUUCAGUGAUGCCCUGAAAUGGCUACCAAGGCCUGCAGUAUCCCAAACAAAUCCAAGAUGAACUGGAUAAACUGUACUUGCAAGCAAGGAAGCUUGCCUGUUUUUGAACAACAACAAAAAAAUCUCAUUUUUCUAGAUAUAAAAUGUUUAUUACACUGCUGUGUCAGUUUGUGUUCAGUAGCAGUUAGACACAGUUGUGGGUUAUCUAUUUGGUGAUUUAUUUAUGUGAACUAGCCAGAGAAAUAUAUGAGUGAUUAACAUUCGCAACAUGUAACAGCUUAGGUUGAUGCUGAGCAUCUCACUUAGAGUAGAAUGUUUUUGUUACUUACUGAAACCAGACACAAAAUGUCUCAGCAGCCAUGUUGAAAAACAAUAUCUUGUAUGAAAUGUUUUAGGUCUCCUUUCUGCAAAACAAGUGAUUUCUCUAUAUUGUAAUGUGUCUGAUAAGGACAUAACGCCAUACAGUUAAACUGCUGUAGAUCUAAAGGUUUUACAUUAGGUCAUCAAGAUUUCUCUUUGGUCUUACCAAAGAUAAGGAAAGGGAUCUUGAGCCUGAAUAAAUUACUUCACCCAAAACAUUAACGAGGAUCAGGGAUGCCUUCAGAACAGCAAAGAGCUUUUUGCUAAGUUAGACAUAACCUUAACCUUUAGCUAUGAGCCUUCAACCCCAUUUGAGACCAGAACAUAUAAAGUUAGUAUGAGACAGUUGCCUCUGUAAACUCAUCCAAUGACUUGUUUGGCCUUCCUCAUUACCAGAGCUGCCUGAAAAACAGCUCCAUUAGCAAUAUGAUGCAAAUGAAUAUCCAUUAGGUUCCUUUAUAAGGAGCACUCCAUAUCCCACACUGGUAAUAGACAAUUGUAAGCGAUUAGCCAUAACAGAAAUGUUAAGAAAUCCAUUAAAAUCCCCUUCACUGUCAGCAAUAAUGUACAGUAGCUUAAUCAGAAGGAUGACAUGGUAUGUAAAAGUCAGAGGGGCCAGCCAAAUGAGCACUGGGUAAUCACUGAGGAGCUCGGCUCGGUUUACAUUUAAAAUGAAGAUGGAGUCAAUGAAACGGACAUUCAGUAUUUCUGGAUAAUGAACUCAUUUGAAAAAGGUCUUCAGCCAUUUCUGUGUCAGUUUUGUAUGGAGCCAAGUGAAAACAGUGAUUUUUUUUUUUUAAGAAAAGUCUCUACUUACUGAAUAUUAAUAAUUAUUUUCUCAAUUAAUCAAUGAAUGAUUUGAACGAUAAAACUGAUCUCUGACAGCCUGAGUCAGAUAUUUCACAGUCCAAAACCACAGGAUUUCCAGUUCACUGUUGUAUAUGACAAAGAAAAGCAUAAAAUCUUUGCAUUUGGAACCAGCAAAUGAAAAAUUACAAAAAUGAAUAAUCAGUUAUCAAAAUAAAAUCCUCCACGACCGCAAGAUUAAUUUCAUUAUUGAUCGAUCUGCCACUUAUAUUCUCAAUUAUCGUUUGGUCUAUGAAGUGUCAGAAUAUAGUGAAAAAUGCCUGUAACAGUUUGGUGAUGUCUUCAGAUUAUUCUUUUUGUCCAACAAACAGUCCAGUAACAAAAGAUAUUCAAUUAACUACCACAUUAGAUAAAGAAAAGCAGCAGGAAGCAGGAACAAGGGAAUUAUUGUGCCAUUUUUGCUUGAAAAAAAAAUUAAAUAACUUGAUUAUCAAAAUUGUUCCAGAUUAAUUUCCUUUCGCCCAACAUAAGAGGACAAACUAUUUCAGCUCGAAGACCAUGACAUUGUAAAGAAAUGCUUCAUGCUCAAAUCUGAAUUAACUGCUGAGAUAAAUUCUCUGUGAUCAUAAAAUGCUGUCCUUUCCGUCUAAGGAGAACAAACAAAGCAGCUGUUGAUGCCAGACUGUAUAUGAGCAACGUAGUGUGAAGACCAGGUGGACAGUAGGUACAGUACAAGAGGGGUACCUGUCCCAGUCUUGUAUCUGUAACUAGUAAUCUGGCAGCUGCUGAGCCUGUACGUGCGCAGAAUCUCUGGUCCGUGCACAUGUUGCAAUGUCCUCGUCAAAAGCUAACAAGAGAAACAGUUAAACGAGGCACUGCUGAAGGGGGGCUCUGAGCCAGCUCACUGGGUCUUGCCAUCAUAUUUAUCCUCUCUGUUUCAUGAAAUUUAAAUUGGACCCUGACCGAACUCUAGUCAAGUGCUGUGAGUGGGGCCUGCCGGGCGUCAUCCUCAGUUAUCAGCAAUAAUAUUCGCAUUUGCUGAGUUGUUAAAGCAAGUUAAUUCCCAUUUCAAUGGCUAAAGUUUAAUUGCAUGUGUGCCCCAGCAGGCUCAUGCCAUCGCUUUCAGGGGCAGAGAAACAGGAUGUGUCCAAGUGAAAUAAUUGGCCCAGAGAUCCGCAGUGGUUCUAAAUUACACUCUUUUGCUCUCUCUGUGUAGCUGCCUCCCUAUUCCCAGAGUGUGAUCAGCAGCAGCAAACAGGGAAGAGAAUUUUUUAACAGGUGCAGAAGCACAAAGUGGAUUUAAUUAGUCCUCAGUGCUGGAUAAGCAGGAAAAAUCUAAUAUGUUAGAGAACAUGUCUCUUUUCAGGGCUCUCGGUUGUGUGUUCUGACCUGUAAUAAGGCAAAGGAGGUUUGUUUUUAUCACCAGUAAAGUAAUAAUCACACCCAGGGAAAAAAGAAAAACUUAAUUUUGCUUCUGACAAGCAUUAGCAGGGUCAGAAAUGAUUCCUUCAAGAGACACAUAAGGAAUCUUUCCCCCAUUUCUUAAAAUGUUAUAACUUGGUUUUGUGAUGUUUUCUGUUUUGUUGAAAACAGUCUUAACUCUGGCCUGAUGUGAUGUGGUACUGUAAAUCGUAUCAGCUCAACCCUCUACCCCCCCCCCCCCCCCCCCCAAAAAAAUAAUAAUGAUAAAUAAAUUAAAAAAAAAAAAAAAAAA
This is a messenger RNA of Toxotes jaculatrix (banded archerfish), 4163 nucleotides long. RefSeq names its product shisa like 1b (gene shisal1b). The transcript has 5 exons. The record is from RefSeq and is a predicted model, not a curated record. Lineage: Eukaryota; Metazoa; Chordata; Actinopteri; Toxotidae. Bases 390 to 974 code for a protein of 194 amino acids.